AAUUCUAUGACUCAAAUAUAUAAAUCAGUUAGAAAUAGGGUAUAAAGAUGAAAGCAAUGGGUUUCAUCUGCAGGUGUGUGCACAAAGCCAGUGCUUUUAUUUAAUGAAAUAAAGGCGGCAGAUGAACUUUCCAAAAUUUCGAACUUACAAUUGACGCGACUCCGUUCGACUGCAGGAACUAAGAAUCACAUAUGUAAGCGGUCCCCUGUCAUGCCUUUGAUUUAAAAUACUUGCAUAUAUAAGGACAUACAUAUAUUGGAUAUCCUUCUGUUCCUGUGUUUGUACAUCAAUUAGAUGAGCCAAUAAUGGGAAUGAUAUUAACAAAAUGUUAGCAAAUUACUGAAGUGUGAGGUCUGGCCAUUAACAUUACGUAUGCCAAAUCCAGUAUCCAGUAUCGACUGCGUAACCGGUUGUGCGGAUAUGAGCAGAUGUAAUUAAGAAUUGCAGAUCAAUCACCCCAUGCUUGCGGAAAGAAGCGGACUUCCGAAAAUUCCCGGAUAAGUAUAAAAUGUGGAGUUACAAGUCAGACACAAGCAUUCUGCUGCAUCAACUCAAAAUGAGGCUUCAAAGUAUACUACUGGUCGGGCUCCUGGCGCUGAUUAUGGUUCAAUCCCAAGUACUCCUCCCGGGACUUCGCGUUCAACAGGUUCCUGUGCUUGAAAACGCCAAGAUUCGAGUGGUGCAGUACCUGGACGCGGCAUCCACAGUCACACCUGACUUGGUAAAGGAUCAAUUCAGUAGGCGAUUCACUACGCUGGCCAAACCUUUAGUUAGUGGUGCUGCACCCCAAACUCGCCUCCCAAAUUUGUAAUUUAUUAAAAGUCAUCCUGUGAUAACUUUUGGUAAGCGGUUAUAUAAACAAUAUAGGUAUCUUUAAACAUGCAUCUUCAUGUCAUUAACUUUAGUUCCUAAGCUCCUUGUAACCUACUUUAAAUUUACUCCAUUUAUUAGGAAAGAACUGAAAAGUCGUGUUAAAUUAUCAGAAAAUUACAAAAUUGGUAUCAGUUGGUAUCAAAUAAGUGUUUAUCUCGUGUUCAAGCACAGUGGGUGGUAUGCAUACACAUUUGAAUGGCGGAAUGUGUGCUAAUCCAGGAUUAGUAAGGUCUCUGAAAUACGAAGGUAAGACUUAAUAACGAUGCAAGUUGAAAUAUCUGAUACUCGCCGUAAAGCGAUUAGGUUCUUUCUAUCAUCUGCUAAGUAAUGAGAUGAAAUGGAUCUUCUUUGGGAUCAAACGCAGCCGUUCUUAUCGGAAAACGUUAUUCAAGUUUACCGAAUAAGGCACGGUGAUAAU
This is a messenger RNA of Drosophila santomea, 1291 nucleotides long. RefSeq lists its product as uncharacterized. The transcript has 2 exons. The coding region runs from base 509 to 811 and encodes 100 amino acids. Lineage: Eukaryota; Metazoa; Arthropoda; Insecta; Diptera; Drosophilidae. The record is from RefSeq and is a predicted model, not a curated record.